UGCGACCGAGAAGAACGAAAGUGCCAGAGAGGGGACACAGCAUUCAAUGACAGAUGUUGAACAGUUUUCACCUGGAUAAAGUGAUUGUUUUUUGGACAAAUACGUUACUAUCGAACAACAGGCAAUUGCCUUACAACAAGAAUAAACGUGUGAGGAAGGGAAUGGUGAAGAUGUCUUCAAGAACAGAAAGACAAUCAACUUGUUGACAGUCAGUCAAGUGUUGAACUAUAUGAAAACAAACAGAUCGCUCAGGGAACGACAAGGGGACAACAACUACCAAUAGCUGACAUUUUUCAAAGACUGUGGUAUUACCAGCACUUUAGAUAACUAGUUGUGAACUUUUGCAGAGCUUUCUGUCUUUUCAGUCGACUGUCUCUCAGAUAGUGGCUAGCUAUGUUUCCUCUAGAUUCUACGUGGAACAUUUCCUUUGCAGGUUGUGGUUUCUUGGGGAUCUAUCAUAUUGGUGUAGCGAGUUGUCUACUGGAACAGUGUCCUUUUCUAGUCCACAACGCCCGCCACAUAUACGGGGCAUCGGCAGGGGCGCUCACCGCAUCUGCGCUGGUCACCGGAGCGUGUUUAGGUGAGGCAGGCGCCAACAUCAUUGAUGUGGCUAAGGAUGCCCGGAAGCGUUUCCUGGGUCCUAUGCACCCGUCUUUCAACCUGGUCAAGAUCAUGCGUAACAUGCUGUAUAAAACCCUGCCACCCGAUUCCCACCACAGAGCCACAGGGAGGCUGGGCAUAUCACUGACCAGGGUGACCGACGGAGAGAAUGUCUUGGUGUCCCACUUCAACAGCAAGGAGGAGCUGGUGCAGGCCUGUGUCUGCAGUGCCUACAUCCCUGUGUACUGUGGACUGAUCCCCCCGACACUGCAGGGUGUGCGUUACGUGGACGGUGGUAUCAGUGAUAAUCUGCCUCAGUAUGAACUGAAGAAUACCAUCACUGUGUCUCCGUUCUCUGGAGAGAGUGACAUCUGCCCUAGAGACCGAUCCACCAACAUGCAUGAACUACGAUUCACCAACACCUCCAUCCAGUUUACACUCACCAACCUCUACAGAGUGUCCAGAGCUCUGUUUCCCCCUGAGCCACAGGUUAUGAAGACCAUGUGUAAACAGGGAUAUAAAGACGCCCUUCACUUCCUGAAGAAGAACGGACUACUGAAUCAACCAGGACCCCACAGACCUCUGAUAGCUGACGGCGAGGAUGACGAAGAUGACAUCAUGAAUGAGGAUGAUGAUGAGGAAGAGCAUGAGGAGCAUCAUGUAGAGAACGAGAUCAGACCCAGCGAGGAUGGGGUAGUGGUAAACCCCUCCCAAUCCAAAUCCGCCAUUGAGGAUCACAUCUUUGAACAUCUGCCACCCAGACUACACAAAGCUCUGGUUGAAGCCUGCAAGGAGAGAUACAGUCUGGUCCAGUCGCUAAGCAACCUGCUGCCAGUCAGGAUGGUGACGGCUAUGAUGCUUCCCUAUACCCUUCCCCUGGAGUCUGCUCUGUCCAUGACUGUUAGACUGUUAGAAUGGCUGCCUGAUGUGCAGGAGGACGUGGGAUGGAUCGGAGAACAAACGAUUAAGAUGCUACAGUGUGCUGUGACACGGGCCACCAAGACUGUGUCCAACAGGGUCUCUGCAAAGUUUUCCUACCAGUUGGAGCUGCGUCACUGCCAGUCCCUGCCUGCCCAGCUCAUCCCUGCCAGCCUGCUCCCAAGAUGGGUGAGUGGAGGCAGCUCCUCUAUCCUGGAUGUUAUCAGUCGUUUGGACCAGUACCAAAGGCAGCUGCUGCCGGGCUUCUUCUGUGUUAACCUGGACCUCCAGGGUUCCUUCUACACCGGGGGUCCCACAGUCCCAGGAGGGUCCACCAGAGCUGGGGAAGGAGGACCAGGACCAGCCCUGUCUCUUACAUCCCCCAUCAUAAACCCAGAGGAGGUAGAGGGGAUGGGGCUGAUGAUGAGGAGGCUCAGUGAAAACCACAACUCUACUGCGGCUCUUCCAGCCUCACUAUAGUAAUAUAAUGUAUGCCAUUCAGGAGACACUGAGGGCCCCCUGGGGGGGAGGGGGGGGUGACCAUUUAGUAUUACAGACAGAUUCUAAUAAAAGCCAGGUAGACAGGUAGAACAGGUAUAACAGCCAGGUAGACACCUUCAAAUUAAAGGGACAGUACACCAACGUGUGUUGUCUCAUCAUCGAUGACACAGUGCCUUGUUCGCUAACAUUUGAUUCACUCACCUGCCCAUUGGGAUGCCGAGGAUACCCAGGAACCUACAAGGAGCCGCUGAUCUGCAUCGUGUCAAUGUGACUUUUACAAAACAUAAAAAAAUAUAUUCAAGUCAUUAAGAUAAUAAACAGUAAAAAGUCUUUACUGUUGACUGUUGAUACCAAACAUGUUCAAGGACUAGGGAUGUUAUCGAUGAACCGGUUAGCCGGUUAGCCCGACCGAAAAUACAUUUCACCCGGGUCAUGCUUAUCGGUCUAUAGGUUCAUUUGAAUAAUUUUGUGGAAUUAAAAUUGCCACGUGUGUAUUUCCAUUA
Molecule: messenger RNA, 2522 nt
Organism: Oncorhynchus mykiss (rainbow trout)
Lineage: Eukaryota; Metazoa; Chordata; Actinopteri; Salmoniformes; Salmonidae
Product: patatin-like phospholipase domain-containing protein 2
Biological process (GO): triglyceride catabolic process; lipid homeostasis; positive regulation of triglyceride catabolic process
Cellular component (GO): cytoplasm; lipid droplet; membrane
Molecular function (GO): triacylglycerol lipase activity
Source: RefSeq, a predicted model, not a curated record